ACAAAAAAGUGAAAAGAGUAGAUUAAUAAGAUAUUCUUAUCAUUAAGUUACUGAUACAUGACUCAUGUAUGGUUAGUAGUGAAGAUAGAAACGUGACGACCGCUACUGAAAUUCAAUAAUACUGUGUAUCACUAGUUAUUAAACCCAAGCUAACCUAAAAAACCCACCUAUUAGUAACAAAUAAAAAUUUAUAUUGUUGUAUAUCGGUUUAUGCGGCUGUGUGUUUCUUUUGCUGUACUGCCGUUGUACGUGCUACACCCUCGAUUAUCAAGGCUUAGCCUAUUCACUGUCUGGAAAAUCUCGUGGGCUAAUUCAAUAAAACAUUGAGUAGAAAAGUAAAUAUUAAUUCAACCAGUGAAAUUUGAACGUGUAAAUUACCUACUGUUAAGAAGACGUUUCAUCUUACAAUAUUGAUUGGUUGACAUUUAUCUCAGGUAAUAUUUUAAACAAUGAAUUAAAUUUAAAUAAUUAAACAAUAUGAAGUUUAUUCUUCUAUUCAAUAGUCACUAUUAUAUUUAAACUUAGGGCAAUUAUUUUUUCAAUUUCAAAAAAUACACUUACAGUGACCAUCUAAGAUAUGAUUGAAGUUUUUUUCUCCCGUCCCUUCAAAUAACUGUUAUUUAAAACCACUGACAUUCAAUUUACGUUAAUACAAUAUAACCUAAUCGAUUGGAGUUAGGCAUCGGGGUAGAAAAAAAAUUUAUAGAAAAUCGCCGCAUACAUAUAUUUACCAUGUGACUGACGAAUGGUCUGUAGUUAAAUUUUCAAUUUUCUCUCUUUCCGUUAAGCUACGGCCAGAGGUCGUAAAGAGGCGGUUCAGAAGUGUGCGUUUGUGAUCUCGGUAAAAUUGGGGCCCAGUCCAAAAUGUGAUCUGUCGUUAAAUAGUUAGUCCAAUGUGUGAUCUAUCGAUAAAUGGCUGGUCCAAUGUGUAAUUGUUUAUGUAUGCUGCGUAGAAUAGUAAUGUACUUAAUAUAAUGUUGCUUGUAAUAUUCAUACUGCAAAAGUAUUUUUAAAUCUGAUUAAAAAUCAUGAAAUAAUUGAGUUUGAAUCGGGUGGCAUGAUCGCCACCAUUCUUCUUUAAGUUAACGGUCUUAUAGUGGAUAUGCACCAUUAACAUUUUUUAUUAAACUUGGACUCCCACAAUGACUCUAUUGUUUGAGUGUGAGCUCCAGUAUUUGGAUCCACAACAUUUUCAGUACGAUUUACAAUUUAAUGAAUAAAUCCAUGGUCCUUCAGAGAACUAUAUGCUCACCACUGAUCGCUGUGAAUCGUACCAAUUUCUACCUCUCUUUCUAUCAUUGGUAAGAGCGUUUGUCAAUCCCUCUUUUCUACAAUGAAAAUCAACGUUCAGUUUUGUUGUCAUUAUUACAACACAAACCAAAUACCCGUUUCAUAAAAAUUUAAAAAUUUCGUAAUUUCAUUGGUUAUUUUCUACCGGAGUUUCAUUUGAGGUUUUGUCGUUAUCUUCAUGUGGUCAUGGGUUAUAAUCACCACGUUGUAACCGAACCCGUUUAUAUUUUAAAUUUUAAAUAUACCGUUGAAAACACAAAAUCCUACUGAAUAAUCGUACAUGUGAAUUAAAAUAGUGUGGUUAAAUCAGUUUGAAUGAUAUAGCAAGUAACAUAUAAAGUUUGUCAAUCACAGUCCUUAGGGUUGUGUUAUAGUUGUAAAUUAUGAUAGUGAAUCUUAAGUCUCUAUUAAAAUGUUUAAUAUAUUUACAGGUUAAGCGUCACGUAGGGCCGACUGACCGUACAUACUACUUUUCAAAAUGUUUCUUUUAGACACCAUACACGGUGAUGAAAACAGUUUAGUACAGUAUAAGUACUGGUAAGGCUUGAAAACCCUCUACAAGUCACACCGUCGGGUCAACAAGCCCUACGUGCCACUAAAUUCAUAAUUUUACAUUGAAUACAUUUUCUGUACUGGCGCUUAACCUGUUAAAUAGAAUUACACGGAAAUUAUUAACAAUUGAAAGUAUAAUAUAUAAUAAAACAAAAUAAAAGUAAUGCUUAAUACUGUCCACACAGAUCACAAUAAAUUAAUAAUUUUCCCCGUGUACGUUGGUAUUGUUUUAAUAGUUAUCAAUACAAUUUAAAUAUUUUUAAGAAACAAAUAACGUUUAGUUCUGAAGUAGUUUUUUGGAAAUAUUUUGAGGUUUGUAUAAUUAAGUUGAUGAAAAAAGUCGCUCAAAUUUUUUUUUAAGUUAUGACCUAAACGCUCGAUUUUUCCAAAAAUCGUGUUAUUAAGUUUAAAAUGCCAACAAUUUAAAAAUGUGGACAUUUUUUGUUAUAAAUACUAGUAUUUUUAUACUCAAAAUUUUGGUGGAAUUUACCUAUGGUAUUUGAUUUUUAUGUUAUUAUUAACAAACUUUGUAAGUCUAAAAAGUCAAUUUUGAAUUACUUUAAUAUGUUAAUGUUUGAAAUAACUUUAUUAAGUUUUAUGUGGUUUAUUAAGAAUAAUAAUAUCAUAAGUACUAUCAUAUUAAAUACACUAAAACGUACAUUUUUUAAAACAAAAAUUCAAAAAAUAUCACUUGGGAGUUAAACUGCAUUCAUGCUAUAGUUUGUCAUUUAUCUCUAUUUAAUCCAUAGAUUUAAUAAAAAAAAAAAAAACAUUUUUUUUUAUUUUAAUUAUUUAAACUAUUGUUAUACAUCCGUGCAAUCUGUUAUUACUAUUUUACUUAUAAUAGUGUUAUUUGAUAAUAAUAAUAAUUAUUUAUUUAUAGUAAAUAAAAUGUACUUAAUUUCUUGUUUUGAAGGUGUAGUAGUUCUUGGAAAUACUCUAGGAUUGACUUUUUAUUGACAGUCAUACAGUACUAAUCAUGGUAAGUUGACUUUAAAAUGUAUAAAUUCUUCAGUAUUUAGAUUUAACCUGCACUAAUAUUAUACACACAUUUCACAGCACAUCUGAAAAAUUAAAAAUUAUUUUAUAGUUAAACAUAACUAACAUUUUCAAUUUAAAUUCAGUAAAUAAUGUUUAAUUCUAUUCAGAAUCGUAUUAUGUUAACAAUGAUUUAUCAAUACAUUCAAGGUUUUAACUAAAUUACCUUAUGUGUUCUUUUAAAUAUAUCACUUUUUUUUAAAAAAAUAACUUACUUAAAAGUCAGUUUUUUUUUUGUUUUUUAUUAUACUGUGUGGUAGAUAAAUAAUAUUUACAAAAAUUGACAUAGAAAUUCUUGUUUCAAUAAUUAAAUGACAUUAUAUUAGAAUAGUACUAAAUAUAUUUUUUUAUUUGUUAAGGAAUUACAAGAACCAGAACCUUCUACGGUAUUUUAUAAAUAUCCUAAAUUUAAAUACUAUGGCUGGGAAACAAUUUAUGUUGAACAUCAAAAGCAAUAUCUGAAGCUCAUUGAUAAAUAUCCUGAUGUGAACCGUUUAUACUUACUUAUGUAUCUUGAUUUUUAUAAAUUUGAUUUGGUGUUAACUGAUCUCAGAAUGGCUAAGCAGUACCACAAAGAAGAUGAGGAAGAAUUACAGAUAAUAGAUGUUUUAAAAAAAUCACUUAAAAAAGCCGAUCCUGUUUUUUUGGAAUUAGCUGGAGAGUGGUUCAAACAUGAAUCUCCUAAUGCCCUAAAAGAAUUUAUUGAAUCAAUUCUUACCGGAAAAAAAUCUAAAUAUCCAAAAUUAAGUACUUACAACGAUAACAUAGAGACUUUAAAUCUUUUAAAGAGUUUGACAAUAAACUUUGAAACUACUCAGUUUCUUAAAAUUUGCCCUGAUCCAAUGGAUUAUAUUUUAAAGGCGAAAACUCAUUUAUGUUAUAAAUUUAAUGGCGAUAAAUUGACUUACUUGUAUGAUAAGUGAGUUUUAUUGUAUAGCAUUUUGAAAUAUAUUUUAUGGGACAUUUUUUUUUUUUUUUUUUAUUAGAUUUUAUCGACUACCAGUUCCACUAAUCCAAGCUGAAUUCUUUGUCAAACACUUUCAUUUAUUGGAAACUGUUGAUGCAUUAGAAGACAUGAUGCUAGAUGAGGAAAAGUAUCCAGAAUCAUCUGAAAAUGCGAGAUCUCAAUUGGCUAGUGGAAUGAUGAUUUAUCUUAGUGGAAUGGAUGAUAUAGAUUUGUUGAAAGAAGUACUUAUAAUAUACUAAUUACUUUAUUAUAAUAUAUUUAUUCAUAAAAUUCAUUGUAUCAUAGAUUGCAUUUGUUGAAAAUAAAGAAGCUGUAGAAUACCAUAUGAGCACUGAAGCCUCUAUGCGAUUAAUUGAACUUGAGGAAGUAAAUAUAUAUAAUUUAGUAUUUAUUUUAACUAAUAAGUAUUUUUAAAAUAUAUACUUGUAUACUUAAUAUCAAAUAUCUGAUUAAUAUUAUUUGUUUUAUCUAUAAUAUUCACUUACUUAUUGUAUAAACGGUAUUAUGUAUACAGGCGAAGAUGGCUAAUUUAAUAUAUAUUUGUGAAUGUUGUUACGAAACAGAAUUGCUGAUUUCUGAAGUUUAUUGUUGUCCAAAGGGUCAUUCAUUCUGUUUGAAAUGCAUUGAAACGUAAUUUUUAAAAUAUUUAUAUAAUAAAAUACAAUAAAGUUUUAUUGUACUUUAUAAUGUUUUAAUUUCAUCAAAUAUCAAUUUUAUUUCAGGAUUGUAGAAUCUCAGGUUACUCUUAAAAAACUAGAAAUUAAGUGCUUGACUGAGUGUACUGAAAAUUUAAAUUUGGAAAUGAUAAAAGUGAGUUUCCUUUAUCACUUAAUCACUGAUUUAUACAUAAAUUUAAAACUAAAAUUAUUGUAUUUUUAGAAUAUUGUUAAUGACAAAUUAUGUGAACGUAUAGUAAGUUUAGAGCAAACAAAAGAGAUCGAUGCAGCCAAUAUUGAAAACCUUGAAUCUUGUACAUUUUGUAAUUUUGUUGCCAGUGUACCUCAGGAUCUCAAAGUCUUUACUUGCUUAAAUCCAAAAUGUGGUAAAGAACUCUGUAGGUCAGUAUAUAUUUUUAUAGCUAUAUUUAAAGAUUAAACUUUCAAAAUGUAAUGGAAAUUUUGAAAUUAUCAAUUUUUUAUAUACUACAAUGGAAUUGAUUGUAUUAUAAUAAUAUCAAAAGUAUUAAUUUUUUUCAGAAUUUGUUUUAUAGAACAUAUAAGAAACAACAAUUAUUUAUUAUCUAAAAUGUAUUGAUGUAAAAUAUUAUUUUUCUAUAUUUCAUUAUGUAUGUAUAAUAAUUCUUCUAAAUCUGAAUUAAUGUAAAUGCUAUUUUGGGUAUAUAAUAUGUCUAAGUCUAUAUUAAUAUUAAAACUUAUAUUAUCCUUUUUUUCUUAAACAUGUUUAGCGAAAUUUGAUGAAUUAAGCACAGUCUUUUUAAAUUUUAUUUCAGAAAUGUUUUCUUUAUAUCCUAUUUUAAAGUAUAAAUACUAAAUAAUCUAUAUAUAUUUUUAAAAACCAAAUACAAGUAUCACUGAUCACUAUUUCUCAAAAACUACACAACAUACAAACUUGAUAUUUGGAAUAGUAGUUCUCUAAUACUCUUAAUGUGCAAUUAGAAAGGAUUUUAAAAAAUAUUGUGUUUAUGUAGAUAAUAAUAAUAAUAAUAAUUCAUUGCCAGUAAGUAUUAACAAUCAGGUUAUUUAUUCUUAAAAUAUAUGGCAAAUUCGCACAUAAAAACAUAUAAAAUUAAUAUUUAUUUAUUUUUGUUGAUUACCAUAGUAUCUCAUGAAAUAAAAACAAAUUUUUUUAUACAUAAGUUUUUACAAAAUAUAUAAAAUAUUUUUGAUCUCAUUGAAAAAUUAAUAUUGAGCCAGGUUAUAAAAUAAUUUCUCUUGGUGUAAAAAAUAUAUAUGUUCAUCCAUUCCUAGGCAUAAACAACAGUAAUUUUUUAUAAAAUAAAUUCAAUACCUAUGAAGUACAAGAAUUAUUAAAAAUAAUUUCCGAAAAAUCUAGUUAUUUUAUAAUAACGAAUAUUAUAAAUGUAUUAUUUUUGAAUAGAUAAUAAUCUUUUAUUUUUUAAUGUUGAAGUUUCUUUUUAAAUAUUAAACAAACAUAUUAAUAAUGUAUGAAUGUGACUCGUAAAAUUGACCUUUUAUAACAACCUGGUCUUUUACUUUGUGUACUCAAAGAAUAGAUCUUGUUCUUCUAUUGGAUUAUUGUCAUAAUAUCAUAUGAGCAUUAAUAUUUUGAACAUAAACUUAUCUAUGUACCAUCAUUUUUCUUUUCUUUUUAGAUCAUGUAAGAAAGAAAAUCAUCUUCCCUUAUCAUGUUAUGAAAACAUACAAACACCAGAAGUUGUAAUUAGAACUAGGAUUGAAAACAAAAUGUCUGAAGUACUCAUCAGGUAACCAGGCUACCAACUAUUGAUUUUUUUUUUUAAAAUUUGCAAAUCACAGUUUUCUGUCUAUCAUUUAUUUGAUUUUUUUUUUUUUUAAAUCUAAACAGAAAUUGUCCAGUUUGUAAAAACAGGUUUCUAAAGGAUUCAGGCUGUAAUAAAAUAGUGUGUCCAUGUGGAACUUCUAUUUGUUAUAUUUGUAAGAAGAUUAUCACUCCUAUUUAUGAACAUUUUUAUCAUAAUAGAAUAAUGCCCAAUAAGUUAGUGGUAUACAUGUUGAUUAAUUUUUUAAAAUUUUAAAAAAUGAAUUUAUAAUAUGAUGCAUAACUUAUUUAUUAGGUGCCCAUUAUUUACUGAUGAAAAUGUAGUACAUGUUGCUGUGGUUGAAGCUGCAGCCAGAUUAAUAAUAGAUGAAAUGAGAGUGACUAACCCUAAUUUGUUAAUCAGAGUAAAUAUGAAUAAACUUUUACCAAAAAUAAAACCACCACAGCCAAGAAGACGAGGGGAUGAAAUAUCUGUUUCAAUUGAUAAUGAAGUUAUUGCAAAAAUUCUUGGCGAAAAUGUUCAAAAAAUAAAUAGUCUUAAAGAUAUGAGUAAGUUAUUUUUAAAAAAUAAAUAUAUUCUAUAGUGAUAUGUAAUUAAUUUUUAUUCUCCAGGAACACUUGAAUCAACAUCAAAUCAAUAAGGCUGAAUUAAGCUACAAAUUAACAUCGAAAGAAAAGAAGUCAAUAUUUUUGCUUAUGUAUAUAUUGUACAUACUUUAAUGUUUUAAUUUUUUCCUAAAAUUGGGUCUUUAUUGUAGUGUGAUUAGGUUCUGGGAUGAGCUAAAAUAAUUAUAGUUUUACUGUUUUUUUAGUCCAAAAAUCUUUAAAUCUUUAAAUUAAUCGUAAUUAAUUUUUGUUCUCCAGGAACACUUGAAUCAGCAUCAAAUCAAUAAGGCUGAAUUAAGCUACAAAUUAACAUCGAAAGAAAAGAAGUCAAUAUUUUUGCUUAUGUAUGUAUUGUACAUACUUUAAUGUUUUAGAUUAGUCCCAGUUAGAUUUUUAAUGUUUUAAUUUUUUCCUAAAAUUGGGUCUUUAUUGUAGUGUGAUUAGGUUCUGNCAACAUCAAAUCAAUAAGGCUGAAUUAAGCUACAAAUUAACAUCGAAAGAAAAGAAGUCAAUAUUUUUGCUUAUGUAUAUAUUGUACAUACUUUAAUGUUUUGGAUUAGUCCCAGUUAGAUUUUUAAUGUUUUAAUUUUUUCCUAAAAUUGGGUCUUUAUUGUAGUGUGAUUAGGUUCUGGGAUUUAUUGUAGUGUGAUUAGGUUCUGGGAUGAGCUAAAAUAAUUAUAGUUUUACUGUUUUUUUAGUUAUUAUAUUGUUGUUUCAUUCCAGUAUUUUGAAGGAAGUAGGUAGUACACAUUGGUUUCCUCAUCUAUUCUUUUCAGUUUUUUUUUUUUUUUAAGUUUUUGGGUUUUGUGAACAAUUGGUUAAAUGAUCUUUCAUGUUCAAAUGAUGUCAUUGUCCAUGGAGUCUCUUUUAAUGCCUUCCCCUUCGGCUCCCCCACCAAAAAAAAAAAAAAAAACAUAAUUUCCUCUAUAAUUUUAAGUUAAGAUUAGUUUAAAUAAGAUAAUCAAAUUAUCUUAUCAAUUAUUUUAAUAUUUAAGGAUAAACAUUAAUUUUAAUAUGUAAUAUAAAAAUACUUUGAUAAUUAUUAUUAUCCUUUAUUAAUACCAAUGUUAGAUAAAAAAAAAAAAAAGCAGUGAUUGAUUUAAAAUCAUACUUUAUAGGAUACUCUUAUUUAAUUAAAUUAGUAACUCGUAAUUUAAAAGAAUGCUAGUUUUUAACUUGUAUUUUGUGUUACUAAAAUAUUAAUUUUAUUAUUAAACCUAUGCCAUUUCGCAUUCUUCUUGUGUAGUAAUUUUUGUUUGAUGUUGAAAAAAUCACAUCCAAUUCAUUCAUUUAUAUUUUUUAUUUUUAUAUGCAUAUUUUGUAUUUAUAUGUUUAUUUACUUUAUUAAUUUACGAAUUUGAAUCAUUUUGAUAAUUAUGUUUUUACUUUAUUAUUUUAUUAGACAUAUUUUGAUGUUCAGUACAAUUAUUUGCUAAUCGAAAGAAAAAAAAAACAAACCAAAAGUUUCUAGAUAUAAGUUUACAUAGUUAUUAUAUUAAUAAAUAUUUGAAUAACUAAUCUUUUUACUCAAAAUUUAAAUGUAUUCACCUUUAAUAGGCUGAAAUUUAGUCCAAAAAUCUUAAUAAUCAAAGUAA
Molecule: messenger RNA, 8487 nt
Organism: Cinara cedri
Lineage: Eukaryota; Metazoa; Arthropoda; Insecta; Hemiptera; Aphididae
Source: the annotation of a GenBank genome assembly